AUGGUAAGUGUCUUGGAGAAAGAUAAAAUCAAUAAGACACUGCAUGACCAUGAUUAUAAAGCCCUUGAUUUUAUUGGUGAAGGUGCUUACGGUAAAUGUCUUCGUGUUUAUUCUCUCAAAUAUUAUCAAACAUUCGUAUGCAAAGUAAUCUCUCAAGUUAGAUCAUUUAAUAAUGAAAUAAAUUCGCUUGCGUCAAUGUCUCACCCAAAUAUUAUUAAACUUUACGAUCAUUUCACUGAAUACAAUAAGUGCUUCUUAAUCCUCGAAGAUUGUGAGAAUGGUGAUAUCAUAAAUUAUCUACGCAACAAUAAUGUCUCGAAUCAAGAGUUAAUUCGAAUCUGUUACGAAAUUAUCAACGUUAUUGAAUACAUCCAUUCACAAGGUUUAUGCCAUCUUGAUAUUAAGCCAUCGAAUAUAAUUGUUGAUAAGAACGGUCGCGUUAAAUUAGCAGAUUUUGGGUUUUCGCAGUCUUUCGACAAUUUAUGCAAUUGUGACAGGAUUGGUACUCGAUUGUAUCGUGCUCCAGAAGUAUUUGAAGAUAAACCUUUCGAUCCUUUCAAAGCAGAUAUAUGGUCUAUGGGAAUUACUUUAUAUUACAUAGUUUUCGGAACAUUUCCAUUCCAUGACUACAAGGAAUGGAUAAAUCGACUUACAUUAGGUGUUUCAUCACUCAGGAUACCAAAAUUCAUAUGUGAUGAACUAAAUACAGUUUUAGAGAUGUCUAUUAACGUCAGACCAUUCAUGAGGAAGCCAAUGACAGAGAUUAAGGAUGUGUUCUCUAAAUGUCCUUCUUUGGCCAAUGUUUAUUCUCAAAUUAACCACAAUAACUCGUGUGCUUGUGGUGGCCUUCGAAAUACAUUUUUCUCUAAAGGUGUUACAUCUAUUCUCCCUCAUAAAAAUAUAAGGGUUCAACUUUCAAUUCCAAUUCUUAGAAAGAAAUAA
This is a messenger RNA of Trichomonas vaginalis G3, 942 nucleotides long. RefSeq names its product 3-phosphoinositide-dependent protein kinase protein. The record is from RefSeq and is a predicted model, not a curated record. The transcript has a single exon. Gene Ontology annotation, biological process: protein phosphorylation. Bases 1 to 942 code for a protein of 313 amino acids. Gene Ontology annotation, molecular function: ATP binding; protein kinase activity. NCBI's taxonomy places the organism in Eukaryota, Parabasalia, Trichomonadida, Trichomonadidae.